Messenger RNA from Symbiodinium sp. CCMP2592, 2154 nucleotides. Lineage: Eukaryota; Dinophyceae; Suessiales; Symbiodiniaceae. The record is from the annotation of a GenBank genome assembly.
AUGACCAGCCGUGCAAGUAUUCGUCAAGGAUUCACACUGAUCGAACUGCUCGUCGUGAUCGCGAUCAUCUCACUGUUGAUCGGGAUCCUGCUCCCGGCUCUUGGCUCAGCGCGUGCGAGUGCUCGUGCCGUGCGUGAGCAAGCGGGGAUGUCCCAGUUGCUCACGGCGUACGCGCUCUACGCGGAUGAUCAUCGCGGGAAGUUGAUGAUCGGAUUCCUCUCGGAUGCCCAUUGGGAUCGGAUGGUUGAAGAGAACACUGUCCCAAGAGACUUUAGUGGUCGCCCGGUUGGAAAAAUUAUUGGUCAGCGGUUCCCAUUUAGAUUUAUCUCGUAUCUGGACUACCAGUUCGAUGGAUUCUACAUGGACAACAAAGUGACAGAGGCGCUUGCAGAUGCUGUCGACGCAAACUCUGCUAAUUUGAACGAUCCUUCACUCACGUAUAUCGCGUCGCUUUACCCGUCCUUCGGACUCAACUCCUACUUUGUUGGUGGCGGAGCCAAUGGCGACAACUUGCCUUGGUCCGAAGCCGGACGUCGGGUGUUUGGGAAGAUGCAUGUGGACAAGCUCCAUCAGGUGCGUCGUCCGAGUUAUCUGAUGAGCUUCUCGAGUGCUCGCUCGAUCGCGGAGCCCUCGCUGCUUCCUGGAUACGGGAUGGUCGAGGGAUACUUCAUUGUCAAGCCUCCGCAUCUGUACUCGACCUCCGGUCGUCAGUGGGAGGAUGCGUACUCUGAGAAUACCGAGCAUCCAGAGGCGAACUCCGGAGGCGUCUCGCUGCGUCACAAGGGGAAGGGCAUCGCGGGCAUGCUCGACGGGCACGCGGAGCAGUGGGACUGGGACGACUACAACGACAUGCAGCACUGGUCCAACAACGCGACGAGCCGGGACUGGGAAGUCCAGGACUGCACCGAUAUCGACGGCUUGCGCGAUCACCUCGCGGACCCCGACAACAAUCCUCGCAAGGUCUACUGCGGCUUUGAUCCCACCGCGGAUUCGCUGACGAUCGGGAACCUCGUGCCGAUCAUGCUCCUGGCGCAUGUUAAGCGUGCGGGACACUCACCGAUCGUCGUGAUGGGUGGGGGAACGGGACUGAUUGGCGAUCCGUCGGGCAAGUCCGCCGAGCGUCAGCUCAACACGGUCGAGACCAUCGCGGGCUACAUCGACAAGCAGCGACCGAUCUACAGCACCGUCCUCGAUCAGAUCGAAGGGCCGGACCAUCAGAUCCUCAACAACCACGAUUGGCUCAAGAAUAUCUCGUACAUCGAAGCGCUCCGCGACAUCGGGAAGCAUUUCAGCGUCAACAUGAUGAUGCAGAAAGAGUCCGUCAAAGAACGGCUCAACAACCGCGAGCAGGGGAUCAGCUACACCGAGUUCUCAUACAUGAUCCUGCAGGCGUACGACUUCGCGCAUCUGUACGAGGAAAUGGGCGUGACGGUGCAGAUCGGUGGGAGCGAUCAGUACGGGAACAUCGUCGCGGGAUCAGAUCUGAUCCGCAGAAGAGCCACGCAAGAGAGUGAUGACGCGAGCAAGGUCUUUGGCCUGACCGCUCCCCUCGUCCAGAAAGCCGAUGGCGGGAAGUUUGGGAAGACCGAGAAGGGCGCGAUCUGGUUGACCGCGGCGCGGACUUCACCGUAUGCGUACUACCAGUUCUGGCUUAACGCGUCCGAUGAGGAUGCGCGUGGUUGGAUCAAGGUGUUUACGUUCCUCGAUCAAGAAUCAGUCGAAUCGCUCAUCGCUCGUCAUGGCGAGAAUCCCGGCAAGCGGGAGCUCCAGCGCACGCUCGCUCAGGAAGCGACGCGGAUCCUGCAUGGUCAAGCCGCGAUGGAGAACGCGGAAGCCGCGGGCAAGGCGUUGUUCAGCGGCGAUAUCGGUUCGCUCGACGAGCAGACGAUGGUCGAGGUCUUCGCGAGCGUCCCGACGACAGAGCACAGCAAGUCGGAGCUUGCGGACGGUCUGGACAUGGUCGAGAUGCUCAAGUCCACGAAACUCGCGUCAUCGAACCGCGAGGCGCGGGACUUCCUCAACGAGGGAUCCGUCUCGAUCAACGGCGAGAAGAUCGACGCGGACACCAAAGUCACCGAAGCACACCUGCUGCACGGCUCGUUCAUCGCGAUCCGUCGCGGCAAGAAAAAAUGGCACAUGACCAAAUGGUCAUGA